This is a messenger RNA of Ananas comosus (pineapple), 2390 nucleotides long. RefSeq names its product 5'-nucleotidase domain-containing protein DDB_G0275467. Lineage: Eukaryota; Viridiplantae; Streptophyta; Magnoliopsida; Poales; Bromeliaceae. Bases 104 to 1774 code for a protein of 556 amino acids. The transcript has 14 exons. Gene Ontology annotation, molecular function: 5'-nucleotidase activity. The record is from RefSeq and is a predicted model, not a curated record.
CUCCAAUUCAUUCCCAAAACCCAACCCUUUUUAAUCCCUUCUCCCGCUCUCGUCCUCAUAUUCCCCACCUCUCUCUCUCUCUCUCUCUCUCUCUCCAUUGGCGAUGCUACGAGCUCGUCUUCUUCGCCUCUUCCUCUCCCCCUCCAAUCCAAUCGUUAAACCGUCCGUCUUGGCGCGCUCAUCGCAUCGGAGGAGUCAGAGAGGGUUUGGACUUGGGGAGUUUCGUCGUGGAUUUAGUGGAACUCUGGUUCCGGAGCUGACAACGGAUGAUGCCGCGAGCACCGCUGGAGCUGACGAUGAGAUCGAGAGGAUUCAGCGUGAGUUCGAGGAAGCAAAGAGGAACUUUGACAACAUUCCUGAGGUGCUCAAAGAAAUACCCAAGAUGAAUCCGGAAGGUAUUUACGUCAACAAGAAUGUGAGGUUGGAUACAAUACAAGUUUACGGUUUUGACUAUGACUACACGCUAGCCCAUUACUCCGAAAAUCUCAAGAUUUUGAUCUAUGACCUGGCAAAGAAGCACCUUGUUAAUGAGCUGAAGUAUCCUGAGAGCUGCUUGCAAUUUGAGUAUGAUCCCAAAUUUCCAAUCAGGGGUCUGUACUAUGAUAAACUCAACGGAUGCCUUCUGAAGCUUGAUUUCUUUGGGUCCAUAGAGCUAGAUGGUUGCUUUUUCGGACGUAAAAAGCUUAGCGUGGACAAAAUAGUAGAAAUAUAUGGCACUCGGCAUAUUGGCCGGGAUCAAGCACUUAGACUUGUGGGUCUGAUGGAUUUCUUUUGCUUUAGUGAGGCAUGCCUUAUUGCUGAUAUCGUCCAGCAUUUUGUUGAUGCUAAGUUGGAUUUUGAUGCUUCCUAUGUAUAUGAAGAUGUAAACCAUGCUAUUCAGCAUGUUCAUAAAAGCGGCCUGUUACAUAGGACAAUUCUGUCUGAUCCUCAUAAGUACCUAGUGAAAAAUAGCCAAGUCUUGCAGUUUCUACAAAAGCUUAAGGAGAAGGGGAAGAAACUUUUCCUUCUGACCAACUCACCUUUCUAUUUCGUGGAUGGUGGAAUGCGUUUCAUGUUAGAGGACUACAGGGAUGGAAGAUCCUGGAGGGAGCUUUUUGAUGUUGUCAUUGCUCAAGCUAAUAAGCCAAGUUUCUAUACUUCAGAGCACCCAUUCAGGUCUUAUGAUAUUGAGAGGGAUACUCUAGCUUUCACUGCAGUUAGUAGGUUUCUCCCGAAUGAAGUGUAUUACCAUGGUUGCCUCAAAUCAUUUCUACAGAUCACAAAGUGGAAAGGCCCAGAGGUUUGCAAAGUGAUAUACUUUGGUGAUCAUUUGUUUAGUGACCUCAGAGGACCUUCAAAAGCUGGUUGGCGAACAGCCGCCAUUAUUCAUGAACUUGAGAAUGAAAUACAGAUCCAGAAUGAUGAGAGAUAUCGAACGAAACAGGCUCAAUUUCAUAUAAUUCAAGAAUUGCUUGGGAAAGUUCAUGCUACGGUAGUCAGCACAGAGAGAGGACAAGCGUACAAAAAGCUGAUGGAUGAUCUGAAUAUGCACAGGCGGCACUGCCGGGAUAUAAUGCGGAGCCUAUUCAAUAGCUCUUUCGGUGCAACCUUCCUCACAGACACUGGUCAGGAAUCGGCAUUUGCCUAUCAUAUUCAUCAAUAUGCAGAUGUCUAUACUAGCAAGCCCGAGAAUUUCAUGUUAUAUACUCCCGAUGCAUGGCUUCAUGUGCCUUGUGAUAUAAAGAUCAUGCCGCAUCAUGUCAAGGUUCCGUCAACCUUGUUUAAGCCACAUUAGCUUCUUCUGUCCUUUUUCCUGAAAAGCCAUGUUAAUUUUGGUUUAAUCUCCAUGAGAAAAUGAAUGACCGAUACUCCGGCAAGUCAAAUUCAACAAUCAACGUCAUCAUCGAGGAAAAUAGAAGUGUGAUUCUUUUUGCCUCUCUAUUGGCAGAGACGGGGGUCGAGGGGUGCUGAAAAUAAGCAUUUUUUACACCAUGCAUAGAAGAGCAGCUGCUUGUUUGGAAAGGCAGCUGCUGUGUACAUGAUUCAUUCAAGAGAUUAAAGGAUUUGAUGGUAAGUGAGGAUGCAUUCACAUUGGCUCAAAUGUGUUAGGAUGAAAAAGCUAACAUUUUCCUUUCAUAUUGUUCCAGAUUAGGCCAUUCUCGUGUCAGUUCCAUAAAAAUUGUGAUAUUUUAUAUCCUUACCCUGCAGGGGAAUCAAAAAUAGAAGUUGUAGUGUGAUUACUGUUACACUACUACAUGAUUACCACCUAUCUUCGGUAUCGAAAUCUCUCGUUUACUGGCCUUUUAAAGGUUUGUUCUACUGGAUGCUCACUGAUUCAACUUAUAUCUAAUUGUCGCGAAUGUUGUGAAUCAGGCAACUGCUUUUUAUUGAAUGUCCAGUUCUAUCGUGUA